This is a messenger RNA of Lasiodiplodia theobromae, 1893 nucleotides long. RefSeq names its product C-type cyclin. NCBI's taxonomy places the organism in Eukaryota, Fungi, Ascomycota, Dothideomycetes, Botryosphaeriales, Botryosphaeriaceae. The record is from RefSeq and is a predicted model, not a curated record. The transcript has 2 exons. The coding region runs from base 1 to 1893 and encodes 630 amino acids.
AUGUCGAGUCAGUUCGAACCGUCCGAAGCCGCCGAGCCCGCCCAGCCCUGGAGCGUAGCGCUGCUGUCACAGCGAGAUCUCGCUCUCGCAAUCCCCAUCAAUUACGUGACCCAACCGGCCGUAUCCCUUACCGAGGGCUGCUUCGCAAAGAGGCAGUACGAUGACGCCGCCACGCGGCGAUGUCUCUCCAAUUUGCUAGCCGUCGGCUUCAAGCGUUUUAUUAUCGAUCUCUAUUGGGAUGCUGGCCGCGGUCUUUGGAGCCUUUGCCCGGUGCAGAUCCCGGAAUCGGCCUCGAAUGACGACGAUGCCACGCUGGGCAUCAUCUCUUCGACGGCCGAUGCUUCGCUGUCCUCGGUGGCCAUGGCCACGGGCAGCCUGCAGGCCCGCCAGGCAACAGCAUUGUCUGGCUCUGCCCUGGGCUCUGCGACUCGGACUGUGUCUCGCACCCGCUCUAGCACUGCCUCUAGUGCACAGGCAAGCCCAACGAGCGUAUUUCAAGCCAGUCCGUACACGUGCUCGGCCUCAUUAAACGUCUCGACAAUCGCUUCGCUCUUUGCAGACUAUCUCGAUGACACCGCGGACACCAUCAAUGCCUCGCUUAUUUACCUCAUUUUCAACAUCCACGCUGCAGCGUCAAAUUCGAGUUCCUCGGUUGCUGCAACGGCGCCGGCGCAUCGGCAGAUGCCCACAGCGAACACCACCCUUUCUAAUGUUUUGAGUGCUGAUCUAGCCUCCUACUUGUAUACCCCGGGCCAGUUGCAAGGAGAUCGCGAAAAUCUUAAUGCCACUUGGUUUAACAACGAUGUCACAACGGACCAGGCACUGAUCCCUGCGUUGAGAUAUUUGGAUACGGUUAGAGACGACAAUGACAUAAUGUCUACUGUUGAUGGAUGGCCCGGCGAGGGCGUCCUAGAGUUUGGCCCUGACCACUAUCGCUUAUUGACAUCCUUUGGUCGAAUCGAUCCGCAGAUGGAAGCUUACGACAUUAAGGCUGACGACGGUAUCAUCUUUCCCAAGGGGACUUUCGAAUCCAUUCAAAACAUUGCUUUGAGCGAUUCGGGUAACGUCACCACCGGUUGUUUUUUCGAUGAAAGCGUGGACUAUCUGACUGGCUCAACGAACUCAUCUUGGGCAAUGUCUGCGAAUUUUCCAGCGGAGGGCUCUAUGCCUGCACAGUACUAUACGUCCUCACCGUCUGUUUCCAAUAUCACUGCAUGCGGCAUUAGUCCGCUACUUAAUCAGUCGCUGUCCGAAACAGCAGAUGUUUCGUACGAGCCUUAUCAGGCCAUGGUCUACAGUUCGAUCUGGAGCUGGGCAGACAACGAACCACGAAACGUAACCAACAACGUCGACAACGCUGUGUAUCUCCGCUGCGCAACAAUGCGAGCCUCCACUCACGGCCGUUGGGUGCUCACCGACUGUACUGAGCAACAUAAUGCAGCAUGCCGCGUCAGAGGCGACGCACCAUUCCAAUGGCGCAUUAGCGACCCAGCGGAGAGCUACACCGACUCAAAGUCGAUUUGUCCUGAGAACACUGCGUUUGAUGCACCACGCACCGCGCUCGAAAAUUCUUACCUUUUUGCAGCUUUACAAGCACGCGCUCGCGAAAACCCGGGUGACUUUGGUGCUGAUGCUGCCGUCUGGGUUAAUUUCAACAGCCUGCAAGUGACAGACUGCUGGGUCGUCGGCGUGGAUGAGAACUGCCCGUACGACCUAGCCUCGACCCAGGACGAAAAUCGAUUGGUCAUUGUGCCGACGGUGGCGGCAGUCAUCGUCUUCGUAUGCGCUGUGUUGACUGUGUUUGUGAAGUGUGCUGGAAAUAGGCAAUCGAGUAGGAAAAUCAGGAAGCGCAGGCUGCAAGAGGGAUGGGAGUAUGAGGGCGUCCCCUCAUGA